Molecule: messenger RNA, 1242 nt
Organism: Lathyrus sativus (Indian pea)
Lineage: Eukaryota; Viridiplantae; Streptophyta; Magnoliopsida; Fabales; Fabaceae
Source: the annotation of a GenBank genome assembly
AUGAAUUAUCCACAAUUUCAUCAGAAUAGAUUUGGAAACCGUUCUCAUUUAUAUCAUAGAGAAAUUAUGGAAGUUUCAUAUGGACCUUCGCAGCAUGUUAUGAACAAUCGAAUGAUUCCUCGUGCCAUUUAUCCGACACCUAAUGCUCUUUAUCAUGCUUAUGGUAGAAAUCAACCUAUAAGAAGAAUCCAACCGACAUAUGUUUAUGUCCAAGACAACUACUUUAGUCAUUACAGAAAUAACAUCAACCAUACUCUACUAAGAGACAUAGUGUCUACCCCAGGAUGGUUUGAUACAUAUCCCGAGAGAAAUCAAUCAAGACAGAGUAUUCAAACUGUAUUACCACCUUAUGUCCAAGACAAUCACUUUAUUCACCACGAAAACAACAUCAACCACAUUCUAGUAAGAAGAGAAAUGAUACCUACAUAUAGAUGGUCUAACACAUAUAUAGAGAGAAAUCAACCUAGGUUGAGUACUCGAGAUGUCUUUUCACAUGAUGUUUAUGUCCAAGAUGGCCAUUAUGUUCUUCAUGAAAACAACAUCAACCAAGCUCCAAUAAGAAGAUACAUUGUACCUACCCAUGGAUGGUCGAACAUAAAUUUUGAAAGAAAUCAACCUAGAUUGAGUACUCGAAAUUUAUAUCCAGUUGAUGCUUAUGUUCAAAAUAAUCAUUCUAUUUCUCACGAAAACAACAUCAACCAUGUUCCAGUAAGAAGAGAUAUAAUGUCUACCCAAAGAUGGUUUGAUUUCAAUCCUGAGAGAAGUCAAUCUAGGUGGAGUAUCCGAAAUGUCUUACCAACUUAUGCUAAUGGCCAAGACAACCACUCUAUUCGUCAGGAAAACAACAUUAACCAAGUUCCAGUAAGAAGAGGAAUAAGGAAUAACACCAAUCUUGAGAGAAAUCAAGCUAGGUUGAACACUCAAGAGGUAUUGUCUACUGAUGUUAAUGUCCAAGACGACCACUUUAUUUUUCCCGAAACAAUUAUUAACCAAGCUCCAGCCAGAAGAGACAUUAAAGUUACUAAGGGAUGUUAUGGUAGCAAUUUUGAGAUAAUUCGAGUUGAAGAAGGAACAAAAGAUUCUGAAGUCAUGACAUGUUCAAUUUGUCUCGAAGAACUAUUAGUUGGAUCGAAAGCUAUCCAACUGUCUAGUCCAUGUUUGCAUAUCUAUCAUGAAGAUUGUAUUCUUAAGUGGUUAGAUAUAUCUAACACGUGUCCUUUGUGUCGUAGAUAUAUUCAGUGA